Phalaenopsis equestris is the source of this 802-nucleotide messenger RNA. Its product is annotated as COX assembly mitochondrial protein 2 homolog. The transcript is spliced from 3 exons. Gene Ontology annotation, cellular component: mitochondrion. The coding region runs from base 334 to 630 and encodes 98 amino acids. NCBI's taxonomy places the organism in Eukaryota, Viridiplantae, Streptophyta, Magnoliopsida, Asparagales, Orchidaceae. The record is from RefSeq and is a predicted model, not a curated record.
UGGUUGUGAGUACACUGAUAUUAGUGUUGGGGUUUUGGUAGCAGCUUGACCUUCGAUUUAUAUGCUUGUCCUUCCUUAUGCGAGGAACUCUUUUAGAGGCCCCUUCACCAGCAUGUUGGUUAAGUUCCUGAGAUGGACACCACCUUUUGUGCAAUGGUUGUGAUCAUGGCUAUAUUGACAACUUUUAAACCCAUUUUUUUAUUUUCUUUUUGAAAAUAUGCAUUUACAUUAUCAUAUCAAAAGUUACCAAAAAUUACAAAAAACAUCCACGGUGUUGGAGCAGGGGCGAUACCCCAAAACAGAUCAUGUAAGAGUCGCUGUACAUAGGAGACAAUGCAUAUGAUAGAGCUUCGAGGGAAGUGGAAGCCAAGGUGUUGCCGUGCCAUAUGGUUUGCCAUGCUUCUUAGAGUUUCUUGCUCGCCAACAUUGAUCAUUGAGCUAUUCCAAAAAUGUCAUGAGGACCAUCCAAUUGGGAAAUUUUUUGGGGAGUGUACUGAGCUCAAGCUCAAGCUUGACCGCUGUUUUAGGGAAGAAAAAGCUUUGAGGAGAAAGGCUAAUUUUGAAGAGAGCAAGAAAUUCAAGGAGAGAUUGAAAGCAUACAGGAAGGAGAUGGCAGAUAAUUGUUCCUGAACAAUUAUACAUAUAUAGUAAAAUAUUCUGAGUACAUUCACAAAUAUAAUUUAUGUAGUCUAUAUUGUUUGAUUAAGCUGUAUUUUUUUUAAGGUCAUUUGCACAUGUACCCCACAACUCUUAUGUAUUUACAUAUGUAUACUAUAAAAUCAUUGACAUUACAUAAAAAAUA